Molecule: messenger RNA, 1247 nt
Organism: Cladophialophora immunda
Lineage: Eukaryota; Fungi; Ascomycota; Eurotiomycetes; Chaetothyriales; Herpotrichiellaceae
Exons: 2
Coding region: 60-887 (275 amino acids)
Biological process (GO): protein import into nucleus
Cellular component (GO): nucleus
Molecular function (GO): guanyl-nucleotide exchange factor activity; small GTPase binding
Source: RefSeq, a predicted model, not a curated record
CCCCCCCCCCCCAAACACACACAAAAACAAUUAUUUCUCCGCUUUGGCCAGGGAUAAUCAUGGCCAGUGCCACCACGUACGGCACCCGUGAGCUUUAUGGAGGGGCGAUAACGGUGGAAUUGCCCGUGGAAUUGAUUGAUUCAAGCGACAUCCGCCAGAUCCCGGACCACCAAGAAGUCUUCCUCUCGCCGACGACGCUGACGUCUAUCAUCUUCGAGAUCAACGACUACGUGCGGCCCGGCGGCGCCGCGAAUCCCAGUCCCUCGCCGGGCCCGACAACCACCACCUCGACCACCACCGCGCCGGACGGGACGACCACGACCACGACCACGACGGCCGUCAGCCAGACCAUCGUCAACGGAAGGGCCGCGGCCGCGACCUCCCAAACUCCACAGGGAGGGGAGGAGCUGGACGCCGAGGCCGCAAAGUACCACUUCACAGACGUGAUCUCGCCGCCGGACACGCUGGCCUCGCCCCUGCCGAACCCGCAGCCCGUGCAGAUGGUCGACCCCAGCCUGGCCGGCUACCCGGCGUACAUGCUGGCGGGGAACAUCAACAGCCACGAAAUGGCGGCGCGUCGGACGACGGCACCAGCGCCCUCCUCCCAACAGCAGUCACAACCACGCCCCGACCCGACGUCGCUGGUGCACCAGCUCGCGCUGCUGGUGCGGCUCCCGCCCUACAACGCCGAUGUGUGCGUGCGCGUCAACGUCCCCGUCAAGGAGUUCGUCGAGGCCGGCCAGCGCAUGGGCUCGGCGUCCUCCGCCGGUGGCGGCAGCAGCGGCACCGAGGCCAUGAUCGCCCAGGAGGUCGGCCACGCGCGCGACAUCCUGGCCCGCAUCGUCGGCACCUUGGCCGUCCGGGACUGGAGCCUCUUCAACGCCUGAAGAAGGGGGAUGGAUCCGACAGGACACGACACGACAUGACCCCCAUGAAUAAAAUACCACGCGCGCCGUUUGGAAUGUGUUUGGAUGGAAGAAAGGUAUGGUUAUCACGGACCUCCACUCCCCAAGGAGGGAGGAAAUGGGAACGGGAAUGGGAAUAAGAAAGGGAGAAGGACAAAACAGGUUGGUAGAGGCAACCAGAUCAAGAGAGACACCACCCACUGUACUCUUUCACCAUGCAAUGGGAUAGUCCACGUCCCGCGUAUGUAGGUUAGUAGUAGCUACAGCAAAUGCUCGACAGUAGCUACUUAGGUAGUCACAUUAGAUAGCGACAAAUCCAAAUCCAAAGAAUCAUAGACACAA